AUGGCAGCAGAAGACCCACCCGAUAUAGAGCCGAAGGAACCUGGUAUUGGGUUCCACAAGGGCCAGCGAGAAAUCAACGAUCAAGAAACGGUACACGCACUUGACCGAAGAAAUCUUGAAAGAGAAUCCAAACAUGUGCGCCUUCACGGCGCCGUCGCUGGCCGCCCGGCAGGAAAUUACGGCGGCGGAGGUGCCGAGGCUCGGCAGAACAACUCCGGCGCAAGAGUCCUGGUCGUCUGCUCCGAAAUGACGGCCAUGUCGUUCCGCGGCCCGAGCGGGACCCACAUGGCCACCCUAGUGGAGCAGUCCCUGUUCGCCGACGGCGCCGCCGCCGUUGUGGUGGGCUCCGACGCGGCGGCUGGAGUGGAGCGGCCGCUUUUCCAGAUUAUCUCGAUCGCACAGACACUAUUGCCGGAGAGCGAGGGUUGCAUCCAGGGCCACCUCACCGAUUGCGGGAUGAUGGUCGAGCUCGAGAAAGAUGUACCGAAACUAAUAUCGAAAUACAUCGGCGCGAGUUUGAGUGAGGCGUUUGAUCCUUUGGGUAUUUCGGAUUGGAACUCUAUUUUCUGGAUAGUGCAUCCGGGCGGCCGGGCGAUUCUUGAUGACGUGGAGGCUGAGCUGGCGCUGAGGCCCGAAAAACUGCGAAAGUCGAGGCGUGUGUUGAGCGAGUACGGGAAUAUGUCGAGUGCUUGCGUACUGUUUAUAAUGGAUGAGAUGAGGAAGUCCUCCGCCGAGGAGGGGCUGAGCUCCACCGGAGAAGGGUUGGAUUGGGGGGUCAUGUUUGGGUUCGGGCCGGGCAUCACCGUGGAGACGGUGGUGCUCCGUAGUGUGGCAAUUAGUUGAAA
Messenger RNA from Erythranthe guttata (spotted monkey flower), 845 nucleotides. The record is from RefSeq and is a predicted model, not a curated record. NCBI's taxonomy places the organism in Eukaryota, Viridiplantae, Streptophyta, Magnoliopsida, Lamiales, Phrymaceae.